GAUAUCAAAUACUAUUAGUUUGGCAAACUUUUCAUCAUGAAGUUGUACGUAGAGCCGGGCGAUAGCUCCUCUCUGAAGUGUCUCGCUGUGGUUGCCGUUUGUGAUGUGCACAUGGAAGUGAUCGGUGUCCGGCAACGAGAGGCCGGUAAUGUUUUGCCUUACUUGGAACGAGCAACGUUUCCGAUCUUGGAGUACAAACCAGGAGAACUCUACUUGACAGCCAACCAUAUUUGCAUGCUCCUGUGGGACGUCUCUGGACGAAAACCAACUACACAAGAUGAAGAAUGGAGUUCAUGGGAAAAGAACAAGCUGCAGCUGGUUGUUUCUGGUCGUGAGGAUCGACUUCAAGAUUGUUUGUUGCAACUCGAUCAGCAACUGCAGACUCAGAGUUACUUGACUCAGGAUUCACUGUCUGUAGCUGAUCUAAUUGUAUGGAGUAGCUUGUAUGUUUUAUUGGAAGCUGACGUAUCUGUAUUUGGAGAUUGGGCAUUGAAGUAUUGCCAUUUGCACACAUGGUGGGAAGGCUUAUCGUCAGUUGAGACAUUACAGUUUGCAGUCAGAACCUUCAACUCUCUUAACGUCGGCUCACUAAAGUCACCAAGCCUCAGUGCAACUAGUUCAGAGGGAGACGUUACGUCUCAUGUGACUACUGAGGAUAUUGCUGCAGCUGUUACCGCAUGGAAUGCUGGGAUUGGUGACGUGCCAUUAGCAGCAGAGAGGAAACACCCCAUACUGCCAGUUAAGGGUAAACGAAAUAUUCUAAUAACAAGUGCUCUUCCAUACGUCAACAAUGUGCCUCACUUGGGUAACAUCAUUGGUUGUGUUCUAAGUGCAGACACUUUUUCAAGGUACUGUCGUCUUCGCAACUACAAUUCAUGUUAUAUAUGUGGAACUGAUGAGUAUGGAACAGCAACAGAGACGAAGGCUAUUGAGGAAGGUGUGACACCACAGCAGAUCUGUGAUAAAUAUUUCAGGAUUCACAAGACGAUAUACGAAUGGUUUAAUAUCGACUUUGAUUCGUUUGGUCGAACAACGACAGAAAUGCAGACACGCAUAGCACAAGACAUCUUCUGGCGACUUCAUGAACGUGACUAUCUCUUAAAAGAAUCUGUAGACCAACUACUGUGCAGCAAAUGUGACAGGUUUUUAGCCGAUCGAUUUGUGGAGGGAAUAUGUCCUUUGUGCGCUUAUGAAGAUGCACGUGGUGAUCAAUGUGAUAAAUGUGGGAAGCUGAUAAACGCAACCGAACUAAUAUCUCCUCGCUGCAAACUCUGCAGCAGUCAACCGGUCGUCAAGUCAUCAGAUCAUUUGUUUCUCAAUCUCACAAAGCUUGAUCCUGCAUUAAGACAAUGGUCAGAGAAAUCAAUCAGUGAAGGUCACUGGUCGGGAAAUGCUCGCUUCAUUACUCGAUCGUGGAUUCGUGAUGGCGUCAAGCCUCGAUGUAUUACACGUGAUCUGAAGUGGGGCACUCCAGUUCCUCUUGAAGGAUACAAGGAGAAAGUGUUCUAUGUUUGGUUUGAUGCACCGAUAGGGUAUCUUUCUAUUGCUGCUAAUUACACAGAUCAGUGGGAACAAUGGUGGAAAAAUCCACAAAAUGUGCAGUUGUAUCAGUUUAUGGCCAAAGACAACGUUCCAUUUCAUUCUGUGAUUUUUCCUUGCUCUCUGAUCGGUGCCGAUGACAACUACACAUUAGUCAAUCAUCUCAGUUCUACUGAGUAUUUGAACUAUGAAGAUGGUAAGUUUUCCAAGAGUAGAGGAAUUGGAGUGUUUGGCGAUGGUGCUAUGAAAACAGACAUUUCUGCAGAUGUUUGGCGUUUCUAUUUGCUUUACAUUCGACCAGAGAAGCAGGACAGUCAAUUUAGCUGGUCUGACUUUGUCCUCAAACACAACACUGACUUACUCAAUAAUCUUGGAAACUUUAUCAACAGAGCUUUGUCGUUUUGUCAGAAGUUCUUUGACAGCACGGUGCAGCCAAUGAAUCUAAAUGAUGUUGAUUGUAAUCUGGUGGCGCGCGUGAACUCUCAACUACAUUCAUAUUGUGACAACUUGGAACACGUCAGACUUCGUGACGGUCUGAGAAUCGUGCUGGCAAUAUCUCGUCUGGGAAACGGUUACAUUCAAGACAACAAACCAUGGGAGUUGGUCAAGGGAUCAGAUGAUGACAGAAGUCGUGCAGGAUGUGUGAUCGGAGUCGCUGUCAAUUUGUCGUGGUUGUUGGCUGUGUUGAUUGAGCCGUAUAUGCCAAGCAUUAGCCGAACAAUUCAGGAGCAACUGCAGGCACCACCUAGUAGGACAGUCAUUCCACCUCAUUUUGUUCCUUGUCUAGUUCCUGGACACAAAAUUGGCACACCAUCUCCUCUAUUCAAAAAGAUUGAACCAGAGCAUGCAGAAGAGCUGAAAUUAAAGUUUGGAGGAAAGCAGGUAACAUCACAGGCAACCAUAUCUGCAGCAAAUGCUGAAGAUGCCAAGAAAUUGGAAGCUGAAGUUGAAGCACAGGGCACAAAGGUUCGUCAACUGAAAGCCAAUAAAGCAGAUAAAGCAGCAAUCGAUGAUGAAGUCAAAAAAUUGCUAUCACUGAAACAAAGGCUAGCCAAAGCAAAAGGAGAGGAAACUCUAUCUUCUGGAGGCAAGAAAAGUCAAGGCAAGAAGGUCGGAGGGAAGAAAACUGCGACAAACAAGAAAACAAAUUAAUUUUACUAUUUCUUUUACUGGUUGAGAAUACUUCUCUAAGCGUUUGAUGUGUACAUUAAAUAUCUACACUAUGAGCUAUUCAUUCACUAGUAAACCGAUCCUGUCUCUCCUCAACGCUGCUGUCUCUUUCAUG
Messenger RNA from Corticium candelabrum, 2824 nucleotides. RefSeq names its product methionine--tRNA ligase, cytoplasmic-like. Bases 37 to 2691 code for a protein of 884 amino acids. Gene Ontology annotation, cellular component: cytosol; aminoacyl-tRNA synthetase multienzyme complex. NCBI's taxonomy places the organism in Eukaryota, Metazoa, Porifera, Homoscleromorpha, Homosclerophorida, Plakinidae. Gene Ontology annotation, molecular function: ATP binding; methionine-tRNA ligase activity. The transcript is spliced from 27 exons. Gene Ontology annotation, biological process: methionyl-tRNA aminoacylation. The record is from RefSeq and is a predicted model, not a curated record.